This is a messenger RNA of Passer domesticus (house sparrow), 696 nucleotides long. Its product is annotated as zinc finger protein 551-like. The record is from RefSeq and is a predicted model, not a curated record. Gene Ontology annotation, molecular function: RNA polymerase II cis-regulatory region sequence-specific DNA binding; DNA-binding transcription factor activity, RNA polymerase II-specific. The transcript is spliced from 2 exons. NCBI's taxonomy places the organism in Eukaryota, Metazoa, Chordata, Aves, Passeriformes, Passeridae. Bases 1 to 696 code for a protein of 231 amino acids. Gene Ontology annotation, biological process: regulation of transcription by RNA polymerase II.
AUGUAUCCCAGAAAGGAGUAUCCCCAGAUGGUGGGGUCCGGCUUCCGAAAGAAGAAAGAAGUCUCCCAGCUUGUUCCUGAUGGGGAGAAGCCCCACAAGUGCGAGGAGUGUGGGAAGAGCUUCAGGUGGAGCUCCCACCUGAUCGUGCACCGGAGGAGCCACACUGAGGAGAGGCCCUACGAGUGUGAUCAGUGCAGGAAGAGGUUUCAGACCAGCUCUGAUCUCCUCGUGCACCAGCGCACGCACACAGAGGAGAGGCCCUUCCGCUGCCCCGACUGCGGGCAGGGCUUCAGGCGCAACUCCACCCUCCUCAGGCACUGGCUCAUCCACACUGGGGAGAGGCCCCACGAGUGUGAGGAAUGUGGGAAAAGCUUCAGGCAGAGCUCCCACCUGAUCAGCCACCGGAGGACCCACACUGGGGAACGGCCCUAUGAGUGUGGGGAGUGUGGGAAAAGCUUCAGCCAGCAUUCCAGCCUGAUUGUCCACCAAAAGAUCCACUCUGGGGAGAGGCCCUAUGAGUGUUCCAAGUGUGGGAAGGGAUUUCGGAUCCGCUUCCAUCUUUUCCGGCACUAUCAGAGUCACACAGAGGAGAGGCCCUUCUGCUGCCCCGACUGCGGGAAGGGAUUCAGGCACAACUCCCACCUUGUCAGGCACUGGCGCAUCCACACUGGGGAGAGGCCCUACGAGCAUCCCUAG